UCUCUCUUUCUCUCUCUCUCAAAAUAUUACACACAAUAUUUCUACUGGUCUAGCAUUUUUUCUUCCCUCCUUCACAGGCUGUCAUGGUUGAAUUAUUAAGACCCUGAAUUAUAUUUUUUAAGCCUUGAUGAUUCUCUUUGUUGUUUAUUCAAGCAAAGUGGGACUCCUUCUUGCCUGUCAUCUCCAGAUUUUUGCUUCUUCCACUGCUUUGUUUGCUCCGUCUGUCUUGCUCAAUAUUUUCAUUUCAUUUCUUGCUUAGUUCAUUAACAACUUCUUCUUCUUCUUCUUCUUCUUUCACUUAUGGAUCAAACGACUUUUCGCGUCAGUGAAGAACAAGAAUCCUUUUUUCAAUGAGCUUCAUACAAGGACUUCUCCUUCUGUUCAUCUUUUGUUUCAGGCAUGGGAACCAAAAUUGAGUAUGCAAUCAAUCCAUUAGCAGCUUCAACAAAUACUAACAGCUUCGACUUUAACGCACAUCAUCGUGUGGAUGACUGGGAUUAUUUCCAAUCCAGAGAGGUGAAGAAGUUUCAAAGAACUCGAGAAGACGGUUUCCGCAACUCCAUGGACAGGAUGCUUGAGAAGCACAACAUAGACUCCAUAAAAAGAACAAUGCAGAUCCAUGAAGAUAUCUUCAAACACCAGGUACAAGAACUCCACAGGCUGUAUAGUGUGCAAAAGAUGAUGAUGGCUGAGCUGAAGAAAGAAAUUAAACAAAGUAGAAUUUCAAGUGCUUCAAUGGCAGGUUCAGAAAUGAACCAUUCACAUAUAUUUAUGAAAACGCAAAAUGCAACAACUACUUCAGGGUAUAUUUUCCAGGUUCAAAAUAUUCCUGAAGAUCCAAGCUCCAGGGAGAGAAGUGGCAGCAGCCAAAUCGGCAAUAAAAUGAGCAUAGAAGGGUCUGAUGAAGAGAGUGAAGUUGAGUUAACAUUAAGCAUUGGAGUAAGCUCAAACAAGAAGAGAUCAAAAGGUCAAGAAUUAAUGAAGGAAACCAGGGAGAUUGACUCAACUGCGUCGUUUAAAUCUGAUAGCGGCCCCAACACUCCAAUGAGUAGCUCAAGUGCGACAUUUGAUAACCAGGAAAAGAAGAUGCCGCAUUGGCUUUUCGGAUUAAGCAUAAACAGGAGUUGAAUUGAAUUGUAGUUUAAUUGAUAUAAUUAAUUAAUUAAUUGUAUGUGUGUAUCCUUUUAAUCUUAAUUAAAUUACUGUAGCUGCAGCAUGGAACCAUGAAUUUAAUGACUUGGGUUCCAUGAAUUGAGAUUCCUAAUUUAGUUUCAAAACUCAAAAUCAAUAAAUGGAUGACUCUGGCACCCAUUUUGUAAA
Molecule: messenger RNA, 1320 nt
Organism: Pistacia vera
Lineage: Eukaryota; Viridiplantae; Streptophyta; Magnoliopsida; Sapindales; Anacardiaceae
Exons: 3
Coding region: 400-1128 (242 amino acids)
Source: RefSeq, a predicted model, not a curated record